GACAAACUAGAAUUAUUUGAAUUCCGUGUGGAAAGAGGUCGGGUUAAUUUCGAGUGUUAUCUGCAAUCUAGAUGUUUAUAAAUCAUUUCAGUCGUUGAUAUAAUAAUUAAAGGUCGACUGAACAUGAAUUAUAUUAUACAAUUUAAAGCGCAUUUCUGUUUAUGCACGCGAACCCGUCUAACGUUAUUGUUAUUUCGCAGUUAUAUAAAGUAGCAAAUUAUCGUUCUUGAAUAGGUGGCGCCGUGGUAGCCGAUCCUGUUCUUCAACUUCCGGUUUCUGCACUGUGCAACGAUGCCAAGUACUUGUUGUUGUGUACCUGGAUGUCAUUUAAGAGGAGGACAUGCAUUUCCAAAUGACUUAAAAAGAAGGAAAAGUUGGAUCAACGCCAUGGCCCAUACGCAGAUUGGACGAGAACACGAUGAAAUCGUGGAGUCCAUCUCAAUCAGCUGUUGUUUGCAAGGCACAUUUUACUGAAAAAGACUACGUGCAGGAAACUAUUCAUGGGUGCAAACCCACCAUACAGAGACUUAAGUCUACUGCCAUUCCCAGCCUAUUUUCCUGGACCAAGCAAGAGACUGAAUCGUCCGCAAAAAGAAAAAUCAGGGCAGUUUCCUGUGAAAACAAAAGAACUAAACUUGAUGAAUAUUGUAGUAGAAAUCUAGAGGAAAGUUUUGAUUGUAAAGUUGGUUUUCCUGAAGAAGUCAUUCAUACUGCAGACAUGAUUUAUCCACCACCAACUGCCGAGCUAAUGUUGAGCUUCACAGAUGGAAUUACGCAAACACCAUCAAUGCCUAUAUUUUCAGCAGAGAAUUUUGACAUGAAGACACGUGACACAGCCAUGCAUUUAUAUACCGGUUUAGAGUUGUAACUUGUAUACUAAAUUUUUAUUUGUUUUGACCACACUUGGUCCAGCAGCACAUUGUUUGAGAUACAUAUAUUUUCAAAUUGAUAGGGUGUCAUUUGAAAAUCAGUUUUUUUAUGACUUUGAUGAAAUUGAGGCAUUAUACAACCAACUUUUAACUGUCUAGAUUCUAGAUUGAAACUAGUGUUGAGAAUAUUGUGUAAACAUGGAUUGUUUUUAUGUCUAAACAGUGGCGUGAGGCUAACACUUGUCCAUUUAGUGGUUUAGUCAGGUAUUUUUCGCCAUCCAACUUCAAAUUAAAGUUUCCUACAACUUGGAUUAUUAUUGACAGCACAGAAUAUCCCGUGAUAAAACAUAAAGCUCCUAGAGCUCAGGCAACCUUUUCAUCAUAUAAAAACAGAAACACUGAAAAUACUUGUAUGUUCGACUCCUGGUGGUUUAGUCAACUAUGUCUCUAAUGCAUAUGUUGGUUGUACCAGUGACUGUGAAAUAGUUGAAAGAUGUAGAAUAGUUCAAUUAUGUGAUCCAGGUGACAGUGUGAUGGCAGACAAAGGUUUAAAUGUGCAUGAUUUGUUUGCUCACUUUUUUCAAAAAAAGAAACAGAAUUAGUUCCAAAACUCUUAUACGGGAUAGAAAAGUCUCCAAUUAACACGUGCACAUAGAGCUAAUUAUUGGACUUGGCAAAACUUACAAAAUUCUAAUAAAUCCUAUGAAUGGAACUGAAACAAAACUUUCAUCUGAAAUAACAUUUAGUUGUUUUAUGUUGUGUAAUUUUAGAACUUGUAUUGUGCCAAAGGAUGCAUAAAUAAAAGUGACGCAAUGAA
Mytilus californianus (California mussel) is the source of this 1686-nucleotide messenger RNA. RefSeq lists its product as uncharacterized. The record is from RefSeq and is a predicted model, not a curated record. The coding region runs from base 419 to 868 and encodes 149 amino acids. The transcript has 2 exons. Lineage: Eukaryota; Metazoa; Mollusca; Bivalvia; Mytilida; Mytilidae.